GUUUUGAUUAGACUAGUCGCGAGAAUAUUCUGGAACAAACUAUUCUAACCGCCCACCCGAUCGUGCCAGCGCCAGCGCCAGGACCAGACUGAGACUGCAGCGACGAUGUCAUAAGCCAAUAAGUGACAACCCCGCUGCGGUUAAUGCGUUCAGCCCAGCUGGCUGACUGGCCCAAAUUUGACCCCUCCAUUUGCCCCUCCAAAUUUUUUAGCAUAGGUCAGGUUCAAGCAAAAGGUGAUAAGAUUUAUAAUAACCACCAAACACGCCGCUUUCUUCUGCGACAACCUCAAUGAAGAGAACUUUCACAGACAUGUCCGCUCCCGAGAACAACGUUUCCAUAGAGGGCGCAUCUGCCCCUGAGUUUUUCGAAUCCAUCGGCAAAAAGGCUAACCUGCUCGGCAACGCAAACGAUGAUGGCGGCCAGGAUGAUGAGCCCAAGGCCGUCGAACAAAUCGAGUCGUUGUGCAUGAACUGCCACGAGAAUGGCACCACCAGAAUGAUGCUCACUAUGAUUCCCUACUUCCGCGAAGUCAUCGUCAUGUCUUUCUCUUGCGACAAGUGCGGUUUCUCUAACUCCGAGAUCCAAUCAGCCGGUAUCAUCCAACCCAAGGGUGCGCGAUACGAACUCCGCCUCACCAGUAACGACGACUUCCAACGUACGGUUGUCAAGUCCGAUUCGGCGGUCGUCAAGUUCAUCGAGCUCGACGUCGAGGUGCCCGCCGGUCGCGGCCAGCUUACAAACGUAGAGGGCCUUCUCAGGACCAUCAUUGACGACCUCGACCUCGGACAAGAGGCGCGUAAGGAGCAGCUGCCCGAAAUCUAUCCCAAGGUGGCAGAGAUUAUUGCUAAGGGGCGAUCGAUGCUUCUGGGAGAAUCGUUUCCUUUCAGAGUCUCCAUGGAUGAUCCCGCCGGCAACUCAUGGAUCUCUCCUGAUAUGAAAGACGGCGUUGGAAAGUGGGCUAAGCGAGACUACAUCCGGACACCUGACCAAAACGAAGCUCUCGGUCUUGGGCACGUCGAAUCCGUCAUUGAUGCUACCCAGACAACCCCUGAAGAGGACAUCAUCCCCGACCAGGUAUACGCCUUCCCUGCCACAUGUCCUGGCUGCAUGCACCCUUGCACGACAAACAUGAAGAUGGUCGAUAUUCCUCACUUCAAGUCCGUCGUUCUCAUGUCGACUGUGUGCGACGAGUGCGGCUACCGAUCCAACGACGUCAAGACCGGAGGAGAGAUCCCUGCCUUGGGAAAGAAGAUCACCUUGAAGGUUGAAUCAAACAUUGACUUGGCACGUGAUAUUCUCAAGAGCGAGAGCUGCGCCCUUGAAUGCCCGGAGCUCAGUCUGCAGGUGAACCCUGGUACUCUCGGUGGCCGCUUUACCACUGUCGAAGGUCUUCUCACCCAAGUUCGAAACGACUUACACAAUCAAAUCUUCCAGACAGGAGAUGGUGGUGAUUCUUUGGCUUCGCCCGAGAAGACAAGGUGGACCGAGUUCUUUGAGGGGUUGGACGCUGCCAUUGCAGGCGACAGGAAAUUCACUAUCGUGCUGACAGAUCCUCUUGCAUCGAGUUACGUACAGAAAUUGGUGGAUCCCGACCAGGAAGAUCCUCAAAUGACUACUGAGGACUACCAGAGAACUGAUGAGGAGGAAGAGGACCUUGGCCUGAAAGACAUGAAGACUGAGGGAUAUGAGCAGGAUCACCAGGACGCCAUUGCCAACGGCACUUCAUGAUUACCACGUUUACCGGGUGGCACGACGAAGAAGUAUGAGCAUGAGUUUCAGAGCAUAGAUACCUGGGUAGAUUUGGGUGAUUAAUCAAUGGCGUUUGGAUGUUCAACGUUUGUGCUAAUUCCAGAAACUCGGCUGGAGAAACCAGCUAAGGCGUAAAAGCACCUCUCGAAAUGAUGUGUCUGAAUAAAUAGUCUUAUUUGCCUCUUACAAACACUAUCGACAUCACAAGCAUUAUUCAUCUCGACAUAUAAUUAAUGGCGCCGAACAACCACUCGAUCGUCUACCAUCAACCACUAGCGGGCCGACGCGUUACCAUGGAAUUCUGGUUUGAGUCUGCGAUGUUACAU
Truncatella angustata is the source of this 2076-nucleotide messenger RNA. Its product is annotated as ZPR1 zinc-finger domain-containing protein. Gene Ontology annotation, molecular function: zinc ion binding. NCBI's taxonomy places the organism in Eukaryota, Fungi, Ascomycota, Sordariomycetes, Amphisphaeriales, Sporocadaceae. The coding region runs from base 290 to 1729 and encodes 479 amino acids. The record is from RefSeq and is a predicted model, not a curated record. Gene Ontology annotation, cellular component: nucleus; cytoplasm. The transcript has 2 exons.